GGUUCCACCGCCGCCACCAUCACCACCACAACUGUUGCGACUACCACUACUACUCCUUAGCUACAACAAUAACAUUACAGCUAACGAUAGUAGUAACUACUGCAGCAGUGUUAGACUCGGCUGGGAUAACUUUUUUACCUGAGUCUUAGAAACAAGUCUGUGCACUGUAUAUAUACAUAUAUACACAUAUAUAUAGAUAUAUAUAUUUAUGUUUGUAUAUGAUUUAGUAGUUGUAAUAAAUAAUGCUUUGAAUGAAAACGAAGGACAGCGAAACAAAAUAAGAAAAUAACUAAACUGGUGCCUUACAUAUAUUCAUACAUACAUAUACACAUAUAUAUAUAUAAUAUAUAUGUGUGUAUAUGUAUGUGCGUAUAUAUGCCUUGGAAAGAGACGAGGAUAACAUACAUGAUAGACAGGAUUUCAUCUUGUGGAUUACAUAAUAAUUACUGGAAUAACAGACAUCAAAGAGAACUGGAAACAGAAACAGAAACCCCCAUUUUGAUAUACCUUACUUUCCAAGGGACCAAGCUUAAUUAAUUGUUUCUUGUGUCACCCCCACUGUUCCCUUAAUUUGUUUUAUUUGUUGCGUGCCGCUUUCCGGAAGAAAGAAUGUAUUUCUUUGAAGAAGAAAUGACUAAAUUUAUGAACAAUUUACUGGUCUCCAUCUGAAGAAAUAUUAGACAGGUUAUAAACAAAAUAACAUAAAAAAAAAACAAGCAAAAAAAAAAAGACAACCUUUACAAAAUGCGGAAUUUCCGUUUUAUUCCAAGAUGUGGCAUUACAUCAUCACAUCUCACUCCACAAACUCAUUAACACAUCACUUCACCGUAAACCACAUCGUUUCUCCCCAAAAGAACACGUUACACAGCACUGACUCAACACCUACAAUUUUAAUCACCUAAAUAUUUUCCCUAAACCCAAAAUACACCCAGAAAAUUAAAGAAACACACGCAUAAAGCUGCAACCAUUUUUAAAGAAUCUAAGUUUCUUCUAGAAUUUCUGUAUAAUUUUGAGAAAUGAAUGGGGCUUUCUUUUCACUAGAAAUUAUUCUAUGUUGAGUUUAUUGUGACUAAUAUAUUAAGUGGGCACUUAGAAAGACCUAGACUAGGGAUAAUUGAUUUGUUUAAUUUAACCCUUGUGUAUUAUAUGUCAGGACAGUUCUUGUGUCCCGGCAAGAAAUAUUUGGCGAGUUUAUUAAUGCAGAUAUAGUCAAGAUUAACCUUAGUGAUUAGUCGAUGAUUUAAUGUAGACUUAGGCGAAAUAACCCUUGAACAAUGUGGUUAUUUUAUUGUUACCUUGACCACGUCUGAGAUAACGCGGUUAGUUUGUUGAAGAGGUGCAAUCCCGGAAUAUGUGAAUAUUUCAUUAAGAGAUAGGUUAGGUUGAAAGACUCGCAUUGUUUGUGCAUUACCUCUGGAAAAAAGUCUUCGACGGGGAGUAAUAUAAUUAAGGGGGAAAAAAAGGGCGGGGAGCUGUCAGUUACGUCAUAUAUUUGAAGGACCGAACUUCUCGAAUAUAGGAAUUGUUUAAAUUAACGAACUGGACCAGUAAUAUGUGAAUUUAUUUCAAGGAUUCCACCCUGACUCAAAGUUAAACCCUCUAUUUUAACCCUAAUUUCUCCAAAUAAAGUCAAGUAGGGAUAUGAGUGAGUCGAAGAGGAAGAAAGCAGCGGCUGUGCAAAAUGUUGACUACGUUAUCCAGGUUCGAACCGGACCGACAGCAGUACAUCAACCACCAACAUCCAACGGGGGUGACGGAUUUAGUAACACCACUAGUACCACAAAUAACUGCAACAACACCACCAGUGCCACUUUUUCUAACAGUACGACGAACAACAACAACAGUAACAACGCACAUUAUCAUCAUGCAUAUAAUUGUUAUCACCAUCAUCAUCAUCAUCACCAGAGGGGACGGAGAAGUAUGGCUGCUUUGAACCAAAAUAAUGGCAGGACCCCUUUUACAAGAAUGAGUGGCCUUGACCGUGUUAGAAGAAUUGUUCAAGAGGAAGGACGGACAGCCAGGAAUCUUGUGCAGUACAAUUUACCACUCCAAGAGAGACCUGUCAGUGAAAGAAGCAGCAGAGCAGUGACACGACAAUGGAGAAUGAGUUCCAAGCUGCGGUCUGUGUCGGUUUCAGCCAAAGACAAGAUGAUGUGUGGCAGUGGUAUUUCCACCCUCAAGUGCUUCCAGGAUUUAACUAAGUCACCAAAAUCUGACAGUAGUACCAAGAGAGCUGAUGUGAGGGCCCGCUAUUGGGCAUUUCUAUUUGACAAUCUUCAGCGUGCUGUCGACGCUAUUUAUGAAACUUGUGAACAAGAUGAAAGUGUUGUUGAAUGCAAGGAAGUGAUCAUGAUGUUGGAGCAGAGCACCAAAGAUUUUAACUGUUUGAUAAAAAGACUGCAGUUAUUACGAGAUUUUGAUAAUGCUGCCAAAGAUGGUGACCGUCCUAUUUCAAUUGCUUGGGAAGUAAGAAAAAUGUCACCUGGUAAAACCACAUCUCACAGUCCGAUACAAGAUUGUUGUUCUCCGACAUCUGCCCAGCGGGUUCUCAACUUUGGCACAUCAAAUGCCACAAUUCAACCUUUGGAGUCUCCUGUGAAAUCACCCCUGGGCAACAGCUGGGCAGACCGAGUGAAGGGUAUAACAUCUGGACACAGUCCAGCUGUGAAUAACAGUGUCACCUCAAGUGUUGCCCCCAAUGAGGAGUUGAACCAAGAGAACGAUGAUGAAGCAGAUGGCUGGGAGACUGUGCAGCGUGGAGGCAAAUCUAAAUCUCGAAACCACAACAAUAAUAAUAACAGUAAUGUUGUUAAUAAUAAUAAUAAUAAUAGUAGUCGAUCUGAAAAGUCUUAUCAUAAUAAUAAUAAUAACAGUAAUAACAAUGUAGCUGGUUUUGCGAAAAGCCGACGCUCAGAAAAAUACUCAAAUAAUCGAACGUUUGUUGAAUCCAACAACAACAACAACAACAACCAUAGUUGUAAUAACAGUCAUAAUAAUAAUAAUAAUUCAAAUUUCUCCAAGUCCACCGUUUAUCUUCCUGGUCAGAAGGACCGUGUCUUCAGCUCUUCACCAACUUCCAUACAUUCUAACUACAUUUUGCCAUGUUUUUCUGAUCAGAAGCUCCACACAAACUGCCCCAAAUCUCCCCAGCCCCACAACAACAACAACAACAACAACAACAAAAACAACAGCAGCCACACAAGAGCAUACCAUGGAAACCAUAUGACCCCGUUGUCGUCAUCGUCGUCGUCAGUGAAACACUCUGUCAAGUCCCCUCCAACUCCCUCGGGUGCAGCGGAGCAUGGAGGCCGGACUGGCAGGACUCAAAGGCGCGAACACACUCCUGACCGGUUCUACGGGAGCCGAACCUGGGACUCUGGGAUCGGCCUUCAUGAGAGGACGCAUAGUAAAGAGAGCGAGAAGGAGAACAUCCCUGUGCUUGGUUGUGAUCUGGAUGCCAACGACGGGGAUGAUGAGGCUGAAGAUGAACUGUUGUUGGACAUAUACGAACUUGAGGAUUACAACUCGUUGAAAGACGAGGAAUCGGACCAUGUUGUAUUCAGUGAAACUGAAGAACUACAUUCAAUGUCUUCCCAGAAAUCUCCAGAAAUCUCAGAUGACGACAAAGUGAAUUUUGAUGAGGAUGAAAAGAAAGCAUUUGCUGAACUGACUUCAGCCUUAGAUGAAGCUGACAAGUUAAGCAGUCAGUUGGAAUUGGCAAACCAACAAGAACAAAAUUGGCUUGAAAAACUGGCGCAAGAAGAGAGUACUCCGAUUGCUGAUGUUGAAACAGAAAAUGAAAUUGAGGUUAAAACUUGCUUCUUUCAUUCGAAUGAAUCUGCACUCAGACAAUAUUCUGAAAGUUAUAAGAGUAAGUCGUGGGGAGAAAUUGUCGACGAGGCCGACGCCAGAACUCCAGGACACGGCGUCCAUAUGCAUGAAAAACUUUCUUCUCCAUCUCGUAAACGGUCUCCCACUGAACGAAAGAAGCGUCAUGAACAGAAGCAAGCCAAAGCACAGGAACUCCGUACAAAACUGAACCGAGAGAAGGCUGCUAGAUUAAAAGAAAUCUCAAGGAAGGUUGAAGAGGUUCGAGCUUGGAAAGAUGAUUUACUUCGUCAGAAAAAGGCUACCAUGGAACGGAAACUACUUCAGGCUGAAGAGAAACGCCAGAUGCAACUCAAAAUGAAGGCACAGAAGGCUCAUGAUGAAGAGGCCAAGGCAAAUGAAAUUGCCUUUAUCAACUCUUUGGAGGCUCAAAACAAGAGGCAUGACAUUCUCUCGAAGCACCAGGAGUCUGAAGCCAGAUUGCAGGACAUGCAAGAAGAGCGUCAAAGAAAACAUGAAGAGAAGUUAGCUAAGGAAGCUGCAGUAGAAGAACGACGGAAAGCUCUGGAAGCUGAUCGUAAGAAGCGUCUCCAUGAGAUGCAGGAAAAGAGGAAGCAACGUGAUGCCAGGGUUAUCCAACAACUGCAAGAAAAAGAAAAGGAACGACUGGAGGUUCUACGGGCCAAAGAGCGAGAACGUGAAGAAAGAUUGGCUGCUUUAAAUGCCCAGCAGCAAGCUCAGAUCCAAGAAUUACAGAAGAAAAUUCAACAGAAACAAGACGAAAGUACACAGCGCCAUCAGGAAAUUCUUCAACAAAUACGAGAGAAAGCUUUUGAGAUGAGUGUAUUGCGGCACUCGACUGAAGACCACAAUGAAGCACCACAGCUUACCCCAUAUGACCAGAAGAAAUUGUGCAAAGUCUGUAAUGUUUUGAUUCUCUCAGAAGUCCAUCUUCUGAGCCAUUUGCGAGGCAAGAAACAUAAAGAAACCAUGUUACAAACUAUGUCAAAAGAAUUGGUCUCCAAACAAGAUAUAGAAACCUUUAACCUGAAACAUAUCAUUGAUGCCCCUGAUGCCAGCACCCACCCUGUAAUAGCCUCAGAGAGGGAAAGGCAGAAAGCCCUAAAGAAGCGCUGUAAGAAACUGCGUCAACGAAUGAUGCUAAGAGGAGUUGAAUAUGAGAAUUCUCUUUCUGGGAAAACUCAGAUUGCUGAAUCUGAACACAAAGCCAAGUUGCAAAAAUCCAUCAAAGACGUAAAUAAGUAUCUGCAGAACUGUGAUAAUGGUCCUUGGCCUCAGAACCGUGUAUCUGCCUUAGACAGGGCACUGAAUGAAGUCAGCAGAAUCUUCGAUAAGAAGCUCCCAAAUGAUGACCAAUUCAGUUUUCGUAUUCUGGGAGGACUGACAACACUGAGUCGCUUACUUAUUCUCAUGGAUGGACCAUCAAAUGCAACUUCAGUUAUUCCGCUCAAGUCUUUGGUUUUGUCAUGCUCUGUGUUCAGACAAGUGUGCAAGGGAUGUUAUGAUAACUGUCACUAUAUGUUGUUUAGUAAUAAGAUUGGUAUUCUCGUAGACCUCCUCAUACAUCAGUUAACAAAUCUGCUUCCAGACAACCAUUCUUCUGGAGACAAACAUAACUCUGGACCCAAUACCAAGUUGCCUUCUGAUUCUCUUUCCAUUAGCUUGAUGCAGUUGAUCUCUUCCAUACUGUCAUGCUUGGCCAAAAACAAUCCUUUGAGUAACUCAAGCGAAGCCUCUGUUGAACGGAUGAGCAGCAGCGGAGAUGCCUUCCUUAACCGAGGCAAUGACCUUAUCAGUUAUGUGAUCAGCGUCGGUAUAGUGGACAAAUUAACGCACUAUUUCAGUUUAGUUCAAGGACCAAUCGAUACCAAUAAAUCGAUAUCGGACUUUUUACAACACAGCCUCGGAUUACUUAUAUCUUUAACCAAAUUCAUAACGAAACGAAACAGUAAUGUUUUCGGAAGUAAAAAAACUGAUGACCCGACCCAACUUUUGGCAACAUUCCAAGUGACCGAACUCGUCGGAAUUGUAUCUCUCUUAUACGGAAUGCUGUUGCACUCAGGGGUCCAAGGUCGUGGUGAUGUCCCUCCUGCAGUGUUACCUGCCCCAAUGCUAGCAGUGACAACUGCUGGUCUUCGAAUGUUGAACCACAUUGCUACAUUGGAUUUACAAGUCUUUCAACAAUCUCUUGGAGAAGAAGGCAUGUCUCUGGAGUUUCGCCACAUCGCCAGCUAUCUGGUUUGGUAUUCUUCUCAUCAUCUCUGUGAAGAAUUACUUCAUGAGGUGAUCCUUUGCAUUGGCAACUUUACGGUGCUAAACUCUGAUAAUCAGAACAUUGUCCAAUCUGGCCAGUCUCCGACCAUUCUACAGCAGCUGUGCUCCUUACCAUUCCAGUAUUUCAGCGACCCCCGACUUACCAAUAUCUUGUUCCCAACCCUGAUCGCUAUUUGCUAUAACAACCCAUCCAACAAGGAAAUUUUGGAGCAGGAGUUGAGCUGUGUUCUUCUCGCCAACUUCAUCGAGGAGAAACAAUUGGAAUGCCAACAAGCUAGGUUAAUGCCUUCGAAAGUGUCAAAAACACAAGAUAAGGACAAGGCUCGAACUUCAGACCUGGAGGUCCGUAUGUCCUUUGCAUCACGCUUCCCAGUCGACGUCUGGCCAGCAGCAAUGGUUUGCUUCAAACAGGAAUAAUUGCACCAUUCUACAAGAGGCUUUAUUUUAUUUCAUCUUUUGGUGGUCACAUUUGUUUUCAUUUCCUGUCCAACGUCCAGUUUUGGGUUCUGAAUACAGGGGAGUGAUAAGAUAGCUACUCCUUUGCUCCACACACACACACACACACACACACACACACACACACACACAUUUUCCACACCCUCACACACAUACACAUGUAUAUUUAUUUUCCACACACUUUGCACACAAACGCCAUUAACGAAAGGUAUCAGUUUGGUGUCUCGAAAUAAAAGUAUAAAACUGCUGACCUGUUAAUUCUUCAACCACUGGUAAGUAUUCCUUUCUGAUUCUGUGGCAACACCAUUCUUCGGGUUCUCUGGCAGUGUGGUCAGUGGAUAGGGGUGAGAUCUGACCCCUAUCCCAGUUUCCAAGGUUGAGUAGGGGGUGGUGCUACUUUUUUCUCACCUUCUUUUUUUACUCUGCGGAACCCUAGAUUCAGUAUGGAUGACUGCAUGAAUCUUUGUGAAAGGAUUAACUUAUAACAACACACACACACACAUACCAGUUAUUUAUGUUUUUAUUUCCUAAUUUGGUUGUGGUGGUGUGGAUGGAGCUGUCAUUGUUCUUUGCGUGUGUGUGUGUGUGUGUGUGUGUUUAAGUGUGUAUAAUAACAAUGUAAUUCACCGAAUUUAAGUUUGGAUUUUGUGCUCUUUGGCAAAUUUUGUGUAAACAUCGUCCCAAGUCACUCCCACUUUGCCCACACACCUGCCACACACACACACAUACAUAUAUUGUGUGUAUGUGGGUGUAUAUAUAUGGAUAUGUGUCUGAGUUUUCUCAGAUUAGAUGGUUUACACGCAAUAAUACAAAUUAAACUCAGAAUCUUAAUGAGAAGACAGCAUAAUGUUUGUUUCUGUAAGGGCUGCUGUCACCCAGUUGGUAGAGCAACGUCAGAUUAAAGACGUUGCAAGUAUUUAUUUAUUUUUUUGUUUUUGUUUUAAAUUUCUGGCUGCUUCCAUUGUUUGUGUCAUGUGUUUUGAGCAGUACUAUUGAGCCCCUCUUUUUGAGCACUCAGUUACUCGUGAUCCUCAUUCUGGUAGACUGUUGAUCAGUUUCAUUGAUUAAUGUGUUUGUCUUCUGUUUAAUUUGGCUGAACUUAGCACCAUAUGCCAGAAGAUUGUUUUGUGAGAUGCUUGAGUUCCAUCUGAGAUUGUGAAGUAAUACCUUUUCUUUGAUCUCAAAUCUCCAGAUGGACUUUUUGAAGGAGUGAGUUUAAUGUGUCAGGGGAAUCUGUCAGACGUCUUAAGAAAUAAGUUUCAACCAUGUCUACUUAAAUCUUGAAUGUUAGAUGAAGUUAAUUAGUAUAUUGUACCUCAUUGUAAUCAGUACAUUGUACAGAUCCCUGACUCUGAAAGACGAUUUUUGUCUUUGAGAUUCUAUACAACUCAGAAGGAACUUUGAUCAGUUUGGUAGAAGUUGAGAUGUAAGUGAAGAAAGAAUUAGGAAACUCAUUUGACUGAGUUCAAACCUGUUUUUUGUUUUGGAAUACUAACAUGACAGGAUUUCAGUAUUUAAGGGCUCACGGGUCUCUUUGAAAGAACUGAAGAUUCUUGAGUAUGCGAUAGGGUUUAGGGCCUUAUGUAUGAUGGGGUCUUAAGGUAUGUUGUAGCAUUUCAUUAAGCCUGGAUCUCUUUGGAAAAUAUUCAGUAGAAGGAAGGAAUCAUCGAAGGACUCUCAAUUCCGCCAUUGUUUCACCUUAAUUGUAAGAUGUGUCUGUUUGAAAAGUCUUCAGUUGGAGUUUAAGGUUAUUUAACAGGUGCUUGCAGUGGAUUCUAGAUUUACUUUGAUAAAGACCAUUAUUUCUGGGUACUGAAAUGAACAAAGAAAUCCCCCCACCACCACCACAAAAAAAAAAUGAAAAGAAACGAUGAAAAGGAUGCUGUCUAGAUUGUGUUCCACCUUUUGUAAGUUCCCUUCUUUGGCGCCAUCGUUUGUCUUCGACUGUUCACCACCACAAAUACCAACUUGCCUCUUUAUUGUGACCAACUAAAAUCUAAAAAAAAAAAAACUGAAACAAAAACAAAAA
This is a messenger RNA of Octopus bimaculoides (California two-spot octopus), 8608 nucleotides long. Its product is annotated as S phase cyclin A-associated protein in the endoplasmic reticulum. The record is from RefSeq and is a predicted model, not a curated record. Gene Ontology annotation, molecular function: nucleic acid binding; zinc ion binding. NCBI's taxonomy places the organism in Eukaryota, Metazoa, Mollusca, Cephalopoda, Octopoda, Octopodidae.